GUGCGCAUGCGCGGCUUUGCUCGGACCCCACCUGCCCUUGCGGCCUGACAGCCCGGCCGCCGAUGAGGGCGUCGCGCGCGGCGUUCCCCCCCUCGUGUGGCGCGCUCGCUCGCUCCGCUAAUUCGCUCCGCUAGGCUUUAAGGAAGGCCCGCGCGCGGAACAAUGCUGCGCGCCUCCUCCACCACAUUAGCUCGGCUGUCAUCACAGCAGAAGGGAUGGCUUGUCCUGUCUGAUGGGCCUGUGGGCCUGAUGGCUGGUGCUCGCCGCGCCUCCCACUUUCGCUGCCUGCUGCCACCUUCUCUUUGCCAAGCCCGGCGCUACAUACCUCAGGAUGCAAGCGCACAACAGCAACAUCAUAUCCACCACCUGCGAUACCGCCGCGCACUUGUACGACACUACUCGGCGUUCACACGUGGACGUGGUUAUAAUUAUCACCGGUCUGGACAAGGAGGUGGCUACGCAGGAGGAGGUCGGACACAUGCCCGAACUUUUAUUUUGGUACGGGUUGCAGCUCGGCUCUUGCGGCUGAGGUACCUUGUGCUUGGUACGGCAGUCGGAGGAAGCUAUACUGCCAAGCAGAAAUAUGAUGAAUGGAAGGAUAUGCUGCCAGACUUGACCGAGUACUCAUGGGUGGUUCCAGAAUUUGUUUGGGAACUCGACAAAUACAUCGACUUUGACAAGAUAUCACAGAAUCUGCCAGACAGGGAGGACCUGGCCAAGUUCCUGCCGAAUCCUGACAAGGUGACGGAGUUCCUUCAGCGGCUACGCGACUCCUUGGCAUCAGGUGAGAGUUUGUUUAGAGAUAUCAAAGGAGCUGCAGGUCCACUUCACUUGUUAGAGCCAGCUGCCUCAACAAGCAUGAAUGCAUCUGAUGGGGGCCUGGGUUUCAGCACGGCCGCAGAUGGGGAAAAGAAAUACAAAAAGGGUCUCCUUGGAGAGCUCAUCCUGAUCCAGCAGCAGAUCCAGCAGCACGAGGAGGAGGCCCGGCGCUCGGCGGCACAGACCUUCCCCACCACGCCCCAGUACAGGCCCAAGAUCUCAGACAAGGACAGAUCUGACCAACUGCAGGAGGAGCUGCUUACGACUCAGAUGAAGUACCAGCGGAUUCUGGAGCAGCUUGAGAAGGAGAACAAGGAGUUGAGAAAGCAGCUUCUGCAGAAGGACGACAAGGGUAUCCAUCAGAGGAAGGUCAAGAAGUCGUUGAUUGAAAUGUACUCAGAAGUUCUGGACAUCCUUUCGGACUAUGAUGCCAACUACAACACACAGGAUCAGUUGCCACGGGUGGUAGUGGUUGGAGACCAGAGCUCGGGUAAAACCAGCGUGCUGGAAAUGAUCGCUCAAGCUCGCAUAUUUCCACGUGGCUCUGGAGAAAUGAUGACCCGUUCACCCGUCAAGGUGACGCUCAGUGAAGGUCCGCAUCACGUGGCCAUUUUCAAGGACAGCUCGCGCGAGUUCGACCUGACCAAGGAAGACGACCUCGCAGCUCUCCGCAAAGAAAUCGAAAUACGAAUGAAGAAGAGCGUAAAGGAAGGGCACACCGUCAGUGCAGAGACGAUAUCUCUGAGUGUAAAAGGACCUGGUCUCCAGAGGAUGGUGCUGGUGGAUUUACCAGGUGUCAUCAGUACCAUGACUUCCGGAAUGGCUCCAGACACCAAAGAUGCGAUAUUCGCGAUGAGCAAAGGCUACAUGCAGAAUCCAAAUGCAAUCAUCCUGUGUAUACAAGACGGAUCUGUGGAUGCGGAGAGAAGCAUAGUGACCGAUCUGGUGAGCAACAUGGACCCGCAGGGCAAGAGGACAAUCUUUGUCCUCACAAAAGUGGACCUGGCAGAAAAGAACCUGGCCAGCCCCAACAGAAUCCAGCAAAUCUUGGAUGGAAAGCUCUUCCCAAUGAAGGCCCUGGGUUACUUUGCGGUUGUGACCGGCAAAGGAAAUAGAGAUGAAAGCAUCGAAUCAAUCAAAGACUACGAAGAAGAAUUCUUCCAGAAGUCCAAACUCUGCAGGUCGGGGAUGCUCAAGGCACAUCAGGUUACGACGAAAAACCUGAGCCUGGCUGUGUCCGACUGCUUUUGGAAGAUGGUGCGCGAGUCUGUGGAGCAGCAGGCAGACGCAUUCAAAGCUACGAGAUUUAACCUGGAGACCGAAUGGAAAAAUAAUUACCCAAGGUUGAGAGAGCUGGAUCGGAAUGAACUCUUUGAAAAAGCCAAGAAUGAGAUUUUGGAUGAAGUCAUCAGCCUCUCACAGGUCACUCCCAAGCACUGGGAGGACAUCCUGCAGAAGAAGCUGUGGGAGCGAGUGUCGACGCACGUCAUUGAGAACAUCUACCUUCCCGCUGCACAGUCGGCCGACUCGGGCACUUUCAACACGACGGUGGACAUCAGGCUCAAGCAGUGGGCCGAGAAGCAGCUGCCCAACAAGGCCAUCGAGGUGGCGUGGGAGACGCUGCAGGAGGAGUUCUCCCGAUUCAUGGCCGACCAGAAGGGCCAGGAGGCAGACGACAUCUUCGACAAGCUCAAAGAGGCGGUCAAGGACGAGGGCAUCAAGCGGCACCACUGGAAUGAGCAGUCCGAGGAUAGUCUGAGGGUGAUACAGCACAACGCGCUGGAGGACCGCUCCAUCUCCGACAAGCAGCAGUGGGAUGCCGCCAUCAAGUUCAUGGAGGACACGCUGCAGGCUCGACUGCGUGACACUGAUAAUGUCAUCAGGGACAUGGUUGGCCCAGAGUGGAGGGAACGUUGGAUGCAAUGGACCAACCGCACCCCAGAGCAGAGCGUCCGAAACGAGACCAAGUCGGAGCUGGAGCGGCUGCUGAAGGUGGAUGGCGAGCACACGGCGUACCUGGCCAGCGAUGAGAUCACCACCGUGCGCAAAAACCUGGAGUCCCGUGGCGUGGAGGUGGACGCUGGCUUGAUCAAAGACACGUGGCACCAGGUUUACAGACGCAGUUUCCUCAAAAAAGCCCUGGACCACUGCAAUCUUUGCCGGCGAGGAUUCUACUACUACCAGAAGAACUUCGUGGACUCGGAGUUGGAGUGCAACGACGUCGUGCUGUUCUGGAGGAUCCAGCGCAUGCUGUCAAUUACGGCCAACACACUAAGGCAGCAGCUCACCAACACUGAAGCUCGGAGACUGGAGAAGAAUGUGAAGGAGGUGCUGGAGGACUUUGCAGAAGACAACAGCAAGAAGAUCAGACUUCUGACUGGGCGUCGGGUUCAGUUGGCUGAGGAGCUCAAACGAGUGCGAGAAAUUCAAGAGAAGCUGGAGGCGUUCAUCGAGGCUCUGCGCAAUGAAAAAUAACACCCCACGCGCGUGAAUCCUGUUCGGUUUGGGAAUCUUCUCGCUCGUGGCCCACCGUUGAGGGAUCUGUGUCAGAUGAAGAUCAACACGGGUCAAUCAUGCUUCCCACCACUCCUUCGGAAUCUGCCAAGAAAACCGAGCCAGAGUCCCGACAGUUCCACUUCAUUUUGUUGCCGUCUGUAACGCAGCCGAUUCAUAUGUACAUAUGUGGCCCUUCCAAAAAAACAUCUCCCCCCUCCCCCCCCCCCGUCCACCUCCCCAACACAUGCUCGCACACGUGUAUGGACUCGCAUCGUGAAUGUAGCGACAGCACUGAGGACAGUGCAUUCACAGAAUGCACUUGAAGCACGACAACCACCCCCGUCUCGGUAGAUGUACCAUACUUUGUGCAAUAAAAGUGUUAAUAAAGGUUAACGUCCUAAACGCUGCCUUCAGAGUUGAUUGCACUUCCUUUGUGUUGCAGUUGCGAAAAAGCACUUGUUGAUUUUUAAAUGGCUACAAGGGUGAUGACCUCAUUUAGUUUCGACUGCAGCGUGUGCUGUAUUAUCGCAGCUUUUGCUGCCAUGAGUACGGCUUUUCUACUCUGGUAUUAAAAAAAUAGCAUUUACUGAAGUGUGCACGAGGUGGCAGUAGUACAGCAUGCACCGACGUCCGGUUAACCCGAGAGCCACUGGUCUUGGGGUCUCCAUAGGCCAAAACCAUACACAUCGAAACACUUGCUAACAAUUUAAUUUAAAGAUGAGUACCAACAGGAACUUGCUUUUGAAUUCUGUCUACUCAGUUGCUAGUUAAAACAGAGUUAAAAGACUUCAACCUUUGUAACAUCGAUGGGCCACAUUUGGUAUAAAACACAUUUAGUCAACAUUUUGGGUUUUAUUUAAACGACAAUUUAAUACAACGACAAUCAUAUCACGAUAAUCGACGGCCAUUAUAUAGCAUGUUUUAAAAUAUAAGCGCGCUGAAGUUUCUGAAUGUUCCUUAAAGUCUGGCAACCCUUUGCCACGAAUGUCUCAUGUUCUUUCGUGUGUAAUUUUUAACAUUAAACCCAAGCAACGGUCGCGCGGGGGAUUUAUUACCACGCAGUGCAGUCCGGUAUUUAUUUUACGCUCUGUAAUUUAUUUUGCAUUGGCCGCAUUAGUUGGGCCACUUGACUUGCAGAAUCGGGACAGCAGCAGCAGCAGCAACGCAACUCUUGUUUUGACACCUGUUGCUUCGCUUUCGCAAUCUUGAAAUAUUUUUUAUUAUCAAAAUUGCGGAAUGCGGUCGUGGAACAAACCUUCGAGACACUGUUUAUAGAGGCAACAGAUAGACGUUCUUGUAGCUUGAGCGCGGGGCCAUUCUAAGGUGGCGCUUCUCUUGUUCUCUGCGGGGAGCGCGGUAAUAGAUCGAGUUCUUUGAAAAGUUCAGCAAUACCUACUGCGCUGUGGAACACGCCACGCGCGCACGUGUGGAAGUUGCCCGUGUUUACUUGUGUAACAUUUUACACGUGUUCACGUGUAACGGUGUCUCUUUAAUGUAUUAACUGAGCAGCGAUCUGGAUCCAUGCGCAUUCUCAUGGGAUCUUACACGGCGGCGCGUAUGUCCCGUCUGCUGUUUUAACCACUGGUGUUGUCUCCAUCGGUACACUGACAAAUCUACAUGGUGCCUCCACUAAAAAUGCUAAAAUAUACAAUGCUUUACCUUAAAUUGGAGUUCACUCUAACUAUUUGUAAUUGAAACUCAGCCCGAGUCCUCCAAUUUCAAACAUGUCCAACUAAUUUUGUAUGGGGUUCAUGACACGGGCUUAAACUUAACUUUGAACACCUUUAAGCUUUUAAGUGCUGCAUAAAGUGUACGUUAUCUUGGUUGUAAUGUUAACUAACUCCUGAAAGCUGUACAUUGUGUGGGAGUGUGGAGUUUGCUUAUUGCUAGAGCGGUAUGUAAUGGAAUAAAAAAAAUAUGUACUAAUUUA
Messenger RNA from Petromyzon marinus (sea lamprey), 5245 nucleotides. It is a transcript of the gene OPA1, whose product is annotated as OPA1 mitochondrial dynamin like GTPase. Gene Ontology annotation, biological process: mitochondrial fission; intracellular distribution of mitochondria; endocytosis. Gene Ontology annotation, molecular function: GTPase activity; GTP binding; microtubule binding. NCBI's taxonomy places the organism in Eukaryota, Metazoa, Chordata, Hyperoartia, Petromyzontiformes, Petromyzontidae. Gene Ontology annotation, cellular component: mitochondrial membrane; microtubule; mitochondrial intermembrane space. The record is from RefSeq and is a predicted model, not a curated record.